Pseudophryne corroboree (corroboree frog) is the source of this 1815-nucleotide messenger RNA. RefSeq names its product solute carrier family 39 member 1 (gene SLC39A1). Lineage: Eukaryota; Metazoa; Chordata; Amphibia; Anura; Myobatrachidae. The coding region runs from base 486 to 1412 and encodes 308 amino acids. Gene Ontology annotation, biological process: zinc ion transmembrane transport. Gene Ontology annotation, molecular function: zinc ion transmembrane transporter activity. The transcript has 3 exons. Gene Ontology annotation, cellular component: plasma membrane. The record is from RefSeq and is a predicted model, not a curated record.
UUUCCCUUUCCACUCAGUCACAUGACCUGGAUCAAGUCACCUGAUCCUUUAGGAAACUUCUCUGGAACCCGUGGUGGUCACCAUAACGAGCAGUAAUUAAUGCUUCCAAGUUCCAACGACAAAGAUCCGCCCCUCCGGCUAAUCUCCGACUGAUAGCUCCUCCCUCCGAGCCCAAUAGCCGCCCGUGUGCGCUGUACUCCCAAUCUGAGGGGCGUGGCCAGGCUGAUUGCCGGGCAGUCACUGAUUACUGACCAGUCACAUGGGAACUCCCUGUGAAAUAAUCCCUUUACCGAUCAGUGUAUUGUGUGCGAUAGGGUGGCGUCAGCCCUUGUAGUUUGUCCGAAAGCAUGUGUCUGAUCCAGCCGGGGAGCCGCUGCAUGCCCAACUAACCUCUGACACCCGCGCUGGCUGCCCUUGUGGUGGUAAAACAGGCAGACCUUCCUCACCCCCACCCCCACCCCCAGUAUACCUUUCCAUUGCACAGCAUGGAGUACUUGCUCCAGGUAAAGUUGGGCUGUCUGUUUGGGCUGCUGCUUCUUACCCUCUUUUUUGGUUUGGUGCCAUCCAGAAUAAAAUGUUUCCAAGCCACAGCUGGAAGAGAGACUCACCAAAUGUGGUUGAGUUUUACCAGCUGCAUAGCGGGGGGAGUGUUCCUAUCUGCCUGUCUGUUGGAUAUUCUUCCUGACUUCUUGAGUGACAUGAACGAAACAAUGCAGAAACUACAAAUAACAACCGAUUUUCCUCUACCAGAAUUCAUCCUGGGGAUUGGGGUCCUCCUGGUUCUCAUUGUAGAACGCAUUGUCCUAGAAUGCAGUCAUGGGAUGACUGAAGAGACCACCCCACUAUUAUCUGGGUCCUCCAAUUCUCCAGCCGUUCAGGGGCAGUCACACAAGCACUCGCACACUAGCCUAGAUCGUGAAGUAGAAAUCUCCAGGCGCCAUUUCCACGUGGACUUCAAUGCUCACUCGUCCUUCCGCUGCUUUAUCCUCAUGAUGUCACUCUCCCUGCAUUCGGUCUUUGAAGGGAUUGCCAUUGGACUACAGAAUGAGCAGUCCGAGGUCCUACAGAUAGCUGUUGCCAUUCUCAUCCAUAAGAGUAUCAUUGCGGUGAGCCUGUCCUUGCUCUUAAUGCAGAGCAAUGUGCAGACACGAUGGUUUGUGCUUUCAAUAGUCAUGUUUGCACUUAUGUCCCCACUUGGAAUUGGCAUAGGGAUCGGGGUGAUGCAGAAUGAAUCCAGUGGGAGCAGCCUGGUACAGUGUGUACUGGAAGGUUUGGCUGCUGGGACAUUUAUUUACAUUACUUUUCUAGAGAUCUUGCCACACGAGCUGAACUCUAACAAAUGGCGCCUGCCUAAAGUCAUUUUCAUCUUGCUCGGCUUCUCUGGAAUGGCAGGACUGAGAUUUUUAGGUUGAUCUUGGAGCAUUUCCGUUCGUGUUUUGACCAUUUGUUUAUACUCUGUUAUUAUGAAAGACUCUGAGGAAGCUAACAUGUUUUUAUUUCUUUUAAAUAGUAUCAUUGCUCUAGCUCCUGUUCUGUGUACUUCUUUUCAAGCUUCCAUGUAAAUCGACCUGAGGAAAACAUAACAGAUCGUCCGCCACACGGGAUCUACUGUGUAAAUAUUUUCAUAUGUUGCUAGCAGUAACACUAAUUCUGAGUAAUUUUUUUUGCAGAUUUUUAUACCUGUUCAUUUACAUUUUUAAGUCCAUCAAAGGAAAAUGAAAUCCUGAUCGUACAUUUCAUGCUUUACAGAAAACCAUCUUGCACUUCCAGAGACAAUAAUUAUAAUAGUAACUAAUAAAAUGGAAUUUUAUUCUC